Colletotrichum acutatum is the source of this 1176-nucleotide messenger RNA. RefSeq lists its product as uncharacterized. The record is from RefSeq and is a predicted model, not a curated record. Bases 31 to 834 code for a protein of 267 amino acids. Lineage: Eukaryota; Fungi; Ascomycota; Sordariomycetes; Glomerellales; Glomerellaceae. The transcript has 2 exons.
AUCCUAUCAUCGACUCUGUAGAUUGACGUGAUGGAUGCAGUGAUCCUUGCCAGUUUAACAAAAACUUUUGAUCUCGUUAAUCUCACUGUGUCAUCACCUUUUGAUCACUCUGACUAUUGCGCCCAUCUCACUCUUUUCGCUCUGUUUCUCUCGGUCUGCUUCUUUCGGUUAAUACAUCCAUUUCACUCUUUUUCUCCACUUCCGUCACUUCACGUUUUUCCAGCUACUGUGCAUAAUUACUUCUUUCCACUCUGUUUCUGCGACUUCACAUGCUCAACUAGGGAGAACAUUUCAGCAACACUCUACUCUGCAUUUGUCAGUCGUUUUUCACUUUAUCUUCAUUGUUUGUUCUGUCUGACUAUUCAGCCCAUUUCACUCAUUUCAACUACCUCACCUAUUUCACUUUUUCCAGCUCAUUCCAGCCGUGAUGCCUAUUUUACUCUUUUUGCUCUUUCCCACACUUGUACUCCUCUCACUUAUUGCGACGGUUUCCCUUAUCUCACCCAUUCAUUUCACUCUCUGAGUCUUUUCAGACACACACCAUUUUCGACCUUUCCGUUCUAUCGGACCUUCCAAUCACUUUCAGCUCUAUUACCACUUUCACUUUUCUCUAAUCACCAGUUUCAACCUUCCCAAUCUUUCCACCGUUCCCACUCAUUUACACCUCUUAUAUGCGCGCGGGAAGGGUGGCGUUCACAUGCUCUCCGCCUACUGCUCGGAUUCAAGCAGCACCUAUUUGGUUUUACCCAACUUUUUCAUCACUUUCCACCGUUGUAUCUUUUCUUUCGUCUAUCUGAAGUCUGCGAAAGUUCCGCACCCCUCUCUACAAAGUGAAAUGCAUUUCACUCCACUUCAACCCAAUCUAAUCAAUGUCAUACGUUCCGCCCAUUCAACCAUUUCACUUUUUUUUCACAACUUUCAGCCCAUCCAACUUUUUGAAACUCUCAAUCUUCUCAACUGACUCAUCCCUUUCAACCCUUCCGUUGCCAGUGCCUCAGCUCUGUCACCCCUACCACCCUUCUGCCUAAUUGCUGAAGCAAGUUGGUCAGGCAGAAUCAAGGAGCGAGCAAGACUCGAGUCACAAGCCCCACACCCAACUUCCCUCUCGCCUAAUUUUUCUUGGCAUCUGCUGUUAGUGAAUGAGUGAGCCUACCACCAAAUUACUAACAGCCGAAA